Molecule: messenger RNA, 1074 nt
Organism: Paramecium tetraurelia
Lineage: Eukaryota; Ciliophora; Oligohymenophorea; Peniculida; Parameciidae
Exons: 2
Source: RefSeq, a predicted model, not a curated record
AUGAAACUAGUCCAAUAAGAGUAUUACUUCAGCAGACCCAAAAUCAAUAGUCUGUAUUCACCUGAUAGCAGAUUUAAAUCUAUCUCUCAUUAUUCUGAUAAGUCUCUGGUUCAGAAUAUUGAUACCCAAAUCUAAAUCAAUUAAGUCAUACAAAAUAUACAAUACUUGAAGGGCAAGAUAAAUUAUGAAAAGAGUUAAUUGUAGCAGCUAUCCUUUCUUAAUAGCGAUACUAAUUUCUCAUUUACAUCUGUUCCUCUUAGCAAAUUAGAUCCAGAGUCUUAUACUAUGAAAUAAAAGAUCGUAUAACUUAAAGAGCAAUUAAAACAAUUAGAGAACGAAGAGAAGCGAAUUUAAAUGAUGAAUUAUUAGAGAAUUGAUCAAAAUGAAGAAUACGCCUUUAAAAAUUAUACUAGAAUAAUGAUGAUGAAUAAAUCUAAAUAAUAGCUCAUUCAGCAUAAAACUGGACUUAUUAAUUAGAUCAAAUAAUUAAAACAUGAAAUUUAUAUAGACUAGAUGGAGAUUAAUGUAUAAGAUCAUCAAAUUCUUGAUUUAGAAACAAAAAAUAAACAAUAUAAAAUAAGAUCAUCCAAAGUUUCAGAAUAGCUUAAGCAAAUAAAAAAAAAUCUCGCUAAGUAUUAACAGUUUGAUCUGAAAAAGUCUAGAUAAAUCAAAGAUUUUAUGAGUAAGUUAGGAGUAGGUGAUUCUAAAGCAGACGAUAUGGAUGAAGUACUUGAAAAUUACAAUAGAAAAAUACUGAAUAAUCAAAAAUCUAUUGAUGAAUUUCUAUUAAUAGCAUAAUAACGAUCAUAUUAUGCAUUAUCAUAAAUGUAAGAUUUGGAAUAUCAAAUCAAAAAUUAAAAAGAAGUUAAAUCAGAAAUCUUUUCAUAAAUUAGAGAAUUAAAAUUACUGAUAUCUAAAUUCUCAAAAACUAGAAGUACCUCUUUAGAAAAUAAUUACAAUAGAGAUAAUUUGAAAGAGGAAGAAAAAGUUGAUUGGAUUUUUAAUAGUAGAGAUUUAGAUGAAUUUCCAUUAACUUAAUCUAAAAUCAUAGAUGAUGUUGAAUUCGAUUAUUGA